ACUUCCUCUUGGGUUUUUAUACAUUCGUCACAUGAUGUAUAGCUUUCCAUCGUAUGUCAUCAAUAGAAACUGGCAUAGUUUCGUUAACGAACACUGUUUCACUACAGCUAAACUUUAUACGUAAUGCACAUCGCAGAAUGAGAUCAUGAAUAUGUAUCUGAUUUUUGUCAGCGUGAAUUUUCUGAUCAUUUCCACUUGUUCAGUUACCGAUGGACAGGUGCCAGGCGGGGUGGUCUAUACCGAUUUGCAAAGGACGGUGCAGAAAGGGGAAGAGGCUGUUCUACGAUGCCAGUUCUAUGGAGCGCCAAUCGCGGUUUACUGGAAGAAGGGAGACGACCCAACGACCUCUCCCAACCUGAUCACGUGGGUGGAAGGGGAACCCCAAUCCGGGUCAUGCGUUUAUGACAAGUCAUGUGACAUCGGUACUGAUUAUUCUCUAACGAUCAAGAGAGUUGAGGUUCGAGACCAUGGAAGAUAUAUAUGCCGUGUUUCAAACUACUUAGGGAUACUUAUCCACAACUUCACUGACAUUUUAGUAAUUGCACGUCCAGAGGAUCCCUAUCCUGUGAUCGAAAACUGUAACGAGAGGGCGCCCUCCAACCCAAACGAACCUUGUAACAUUACAACCAAACAUCCCACUGAAAUCAAAUGCUCUGUAAAUGGUUACUUCCCUACCGUCGACCUUUUCUUCCUCCGCGACCUUCAACACGUCGCUCUAUCCCGAACUGAAGAAGUGGUCAAUGAUGACGGGACGAAGAACAGAUCGAUCGUCAUCGAUGCCGUCAUCGGUGAAUGGACUUACAUCUGUGUCGUAUCAAGCAUUCCCGGAACUCCUGGACAAAGGGCAACGCAAAUUGUUGUUCGUAUGGAAGAUUUCUCGGCGAUGCUACCACUUACAACUGUUUCUUCGAAGGAAAGGAAAAAGUACCACAUUAUUACAAUUGUUGCACCAGUAUCAUCACUUUUAUCACUGGUUGUGGUUGUGAUUGUGAUUGUCAAGUGCUUACAUUGGCGCAGAACUUUGAUAAUAAAAGAUGACGUUGAAAAGGGAGACAAAGAUCCACUCCCGAUAAUCCAAGGAAAUAUAUCCUUCUAUGAGCUGUGGCUACUGAUUUUCAGUGAUGACGCGGACGAUCAGCUUGACAAGAUGUGUAAGCUACGUCAGACACUCCGAAAUUUAGGCGUUCCUGAUGUUGCCGACGACCUGGAUGGGGCGCAGACGUAUGAUGUCUUCUGUAAGUGGAAGGAUGGUCACAGGCAGGAUACACAAGCUAUGGACCUAAGGAGAGCCCUGUCAGCUGCGGGAUUGGAUAGCGAGUGGCGAUGUUUAUACGAUUCAAGACAGCAAAUGGAUGUGGGUCUUUCUGAAGAUGAAUUUCAACACAUCCUAUGGCAUAUUGGAGACCCAGACAGGACGAACAAUUUGCUAGGUGAACUCAUACCUGGAAAACGAAUAAGUACUGCAGGAAAGAUGAAGGACAUUAUCGCAAGAGCAGUUGCAGUGCUGACUGAAUGGGAGGGAUCUAUUCAAGGGAAUUCAAAGGUCUCGAUGAGUCUGGCUCUGGAGAAAGUAGAAUGCAGCCCUGUUGACAGAGAGUUCUUUGUUGUGCCUGAACCUUUGCUAGAAGAAAUCGACGAAAUGGAAAUUGUUGGAUUCGUUCAACGACUGACGAGCAGGCAUGUGAAAAGGCUGUCCGAUUCCUUUGGGAUAAUCGUCAAGGAUCUUGAAGAUUUUCUCGCGGCAAGUGAUAGGACACCGCUUUUUGACACACAGGGACUGAUUCUUGAUUGGAUCAGGAAAGAGGAAUGUAGCAAUUUCGAGAAGAGGCGCAGGCUGAAUGGUGCAAUAUGUGCUGCUGGCCGUGAGGAUGUCAAAGGUCACUUUGGAGCUACCAUCCUCUACGCUCAAGGCAAUAAGAAUGUUCAACAGAUUCCAACUGCACUUAUACAUGAUUUUGGUGGCAUAUCAGAGCAAGAGAUUCUUCGAAUAGCUUCAUAUCUCUCACCUACCGAGAUGGAUAAGCUAAACAUUGGGGAAGGGUCGGAUGAGGUGGAACGAGUGAAGGAUUGGGUUAAGAGUCUGCUGAAGAAAGAGAAUACGUCUGGAGGCUGCAGGAAAAUGGUCCAUGAUGCUCUGAAACAGGUCGAAUGUCAAGGGUUGGUGCCAUUUCCACUUCAAGACAAGACAUGUUUGGUUGAACUUCUUGACCUCGCUUUUCGACUUCUCAUGACCGACAUUCGACCUUUCACCCAUGCUCUUGGUGUAUCUGGACAGAGAUUCUUGAAAUACAGGAACAGCUUCACCUCAAAUCAACUCUCAAAUGGCACCCUUGGUCUUUUGGAGAAGAUAAGCCACAAGGUGAAAAACAAGAGAAGUGUCAUGUGCAGUGUACUUGCCAAAGCCGGUUACAACAAUCUCGCUGUGCUGACGAAACACGGUAAGAUGUGA
This is a messenger RNA of Lytechinus pictus (painted urchin), 2449 nucleotides long. RefSeq lists its product as uncharacterized. The transcript has 11 exons. NCBI's taxonomy places the organism in Eukaryota, Metazoa, Echinodermata, Echinoidea, Temnopleuroida, Toxopneustidae. The record is from RefSeq and is a predicted model, not a curated record. Gene Ontology annotation, cellular component: plasma membrane. Bases 146 to 2449 code for a protein of 767 amino acids.